AUGGUGUUCGCUCCAGGUAAGGGCAGCUGCCUCCCGAUCCCAGCCGGGGAGCCUCGCAGGAAGGCCCCGGCCGUGCCGGAGAGCUGCUGCGGGGAGGGGGUGGUGGGUGAGGCAGAGCUGCCAGCAGACAGAGGCAGUCACUCUGUGAUUUUGUUCCCCCGUCCUCUUCUUCCAUCCUUCACGUUUUCAUGGAUUAGCCCCAAGUUCUUAGUUCCCUUUCUUUUUUGUUUGGCUCUGGCAGGUGAGAAGCCAGGGACAGAGCAAGAUGAAGUUAAGCUGCAGAUUGCCAGCAAGCAGAUUGUGCAGACUGCUAUCCUCCGAGCAGUGCAACAAGUUUCCCAGGAGAGCCAGCAAAAGGAGAAGCGAACAAACACCAGUACAAGCCUCCAACUGGAAAGAGGAAAACUGACCAAGAAGCAUGAGAAGAAGUAAAGGAGCAGACUGGGGUUUUUCAGCUCCAGUCUGCAAGUGUUUUCAGCCUUCUCCUUAGUAUCAGCUGUAUUGCUAGUGCAAUGCUACUGCUGUAAAGCAAACCAAAGUAUUAUUACACCUACACAUAGGGUAAAACUGCAAUAGUCCUCAUCUGAGAAAUAUUAAGUGCAUUAGAUGAAUGACUCCAUAUUUAUGCAGUGCCUCUUAACAGAAACAACAACCAUAGAUGUAAAAGCAGUUUCAAGCACAAGCUCCUAUGACAUGAGCUGAUUCCCAAAAGCUUGUUGCCAGUGCACUUUCACGCUAAGUUCCGCAUGCGACAUUUCCAUCAGCUCAGCCGGACGGACUCUCCUCUGCGUUACUGGGUUCACUGAAGCUGUCUUUGCUGAAGAAAUGGUUUAUUGUUGGGUGUAGCAGAAUGCUUUCAGGCUCCCUUGAAGCAUGGGUUUGAACUUUGCUUUUAUUAGACAUGAACUAUGUGAAAUGGCAGUAUAAAAUGGAUUUGGUAAGUUCUGUGAACCAGUUUAUUUUUUCAUCUUGGGGAAAAAAAAGCAAUCCAAUAAGACUGCAGUGACUGUGAUCUGUGACUUUGAUAAUAUACCUGUGAUCUAUGUCUUUUUUUAAAAGAAAUACUGAAGUUUUAGUCUACUUAUUGAAAUACUUCUAUACUUCUGCAUAAAAAUCACUUGUGCCUCAACUAUUCCUUUUAAUUUUCUUGAUAUUGAAAGAAAAGGAACUGAUGUGAUGAUAAGGAGUUGGCCAGCAUUUGCUCCAGUUUUGCAACUUUGCUGGGUCUUGAUUUACAGAAAGUGAAGACUGAAGUGUCUUUAAAAAAAGGAGGUUGAAUAUAUUAAUAUCUUUAAGGAUGAAAACAUACAGUAUUUGAAUUCUGGUAUGGUAGGUAUUUCUCUCCUCCUGGGUGUAAAGUGACUUUAGAUAUUUGCAGUUGUUACAUAGAUUCAACUUAAAUAGCACUGUGUGAAGCUGGUCAUAGAGAGCUUAUCCUCUCAACUGCUCUAUAGAGCUGAAGAAAAUCCAUGAUGUUUCUGAAAAUACAAAUUAAAUAAAUAUCCCCUUCACUUUUGUGCUCCCUUUGUAUAAUGAUGAUUGCACUAUUAUACAUCUGAAAUAUUUAAUUCCAGAAAUGGCUUGUAGCUCUGCUUCAAAUGAAUUCCUGUAGUAAUACACCUGGAAAUACAAAGAAGAAGAUGCCCUGCAAAAUUUUCUUCAUGGCUUUUCUACUUAGCUAGAGGAUCCUCAAAGAGACUGUGGGUUAAACAAUUGGCUAUUACUUGCUGUGUCCUGUUGCUUGUGUUAAACAGUUUUGGAAUUCUUUUUCUUGGGCAGACACUUAGUCAUGAAUAACCACAUACUGUAAUAUUAAGUCUUUGUAAUCUGCUUGGUUUCUUUUUCUUUUUUAAUUUAACAGCACAGACUCAUACAAGAUAGUGAUUUAGCUCAAUCUUCUUUCACUUAAAUAUGCAAAGAAGAAUUCAACAUGAUUGAAAGUGUUCCAAAUCAUCUAGUAAUGAAAACUGAUCUGGACUGCAAGUACACAGGUGGUUCACUUCUGUAGACACUGGGUGAAUUUUUACAGUCAAGCAAACUUUAAAACGUGAAAGUAGUUGGGUCUUGAGGCAUGUAUAUGUUUUUGUAAUAGUAACUUUUUUUACCGUUAGGUUUUUCACCAGUCCACCUUUGUUUGGGAGGUAACUCUUUCCUAAGCACUCUGCAUUUUUGUUCUGAGAGCCUAAGAACACUGAUCAUGAAUCAUGCUCAGUUCUGAUGAGCAGAUAAGUCUGGUGGAUGAAACAGAGCAAACCUGUUGGAGAGACUCUGUGAUGCAAAUCGGUGUUUGCCAUGGAGUCACUUACAAUGCUGCAGGAAGGAGAGAUAUAGGACAUUUCCACUUCUUCAAAAUUAUUUUACUUUUUUAAUGCUUUUUGUCCCCAGACAUACGAAAUAUUUUUGGGUUUAAGGUUUUUGUUGUUUUGGUCGGGUGGGGGUUUUUGUUGUUGUUGUUGGGGUUUUUUUGCUUUGUUUUGUUUUUUGUUACUGAUAAUUAUGUUAACAACCCUCAUGUAGUUUUGAAACUGUUCCUUUGUAUGCCUUUUUUUUUUUUUUUUUUUUUGAUUAAUCAUUUUGGCAAAAGAAGAAUUUUGAAAACCAGUGAACCUGGGCUUUUGCCAGUGCUUCAUAUGAGCCUAUUCCUCUCCUCCUCCCACUUUGCACUUCUACAAUAUCCCUUUACUGUCCCUUUGCUACUGUCCUAGUCAUAUUAGGUACACUAUUUAUUGAUUAGAUGUUUAAUAGUCAUGCCCAUCACUGGCAGAAUACCAAUGCCAUCAGAAGCUUAGUAUCUUGGAAAAUCAAAAACUGUUGGAAGCCUUGGCUUGUUAUGUACUUACUAGACAAUCUCAUGAAGUAAAAUGUGCUCAUGAGGUUUGUAGUAAUGAAUGCAUUAUUCAGCACAAAAAUUAUCAUAUUUUAGAAAUACAAGGCAAUCAAAAAGGUAUCUAUAAGUAUUUAAAACAAAUUCACCACUUAUUAGCACUUAUAGUGGUAAGGAAAAUGUUGUACAAAUAUGUGAAAUUAUAUUUAUCACAACUCCAGAAGAACAGAAGAAGUGUGUGUGUGUGUGUGGCUAUCCUGUACUCUGCUUGCUAUGUUGUCAUUCAGGUUGAUUAUAACAAUUUUAUUACCAUAUUGCACUCUUCUUUGUAAGGUUAAUAAAGCAGCAAUGCCUAAAUGAAGAUUCACAUGGCCACAGCAAGAGGUUGUAACAGAUUACUAAAUGCCACUGUACAUCAGGUUUUUGGCCCUGUGUGGUUACACUGGAAAUUUCUGCUCUAGAAUAAGGAAAACCAACAACUGUGACUUGGAAACAGCCAUAUUAAUUUUAUCAUUUCAGAAAAAUAAAAGCAUUCUGUGAUAAUAUUAUGAGUUGGAAAUGCUUGGAUGUUUAUU
Messenger RNA from Prinia subflava (tawny-flanked prinia), 3399 nucleotides. It is a transcript of the gene AKAIN1, whose product is annotated as A-kinase anchor inhibitor 1. The transcript has 2 exons. The coding region runs from base 1 to 432 and encodes 143 amino acids. Lineage: Eukaryota; Metazoa; Chordata; Aves; Passeriformes; Cisticolidae. The record is from RefSeq and is a predicted model, not a curated record.